UUGCUUAUCACCAAUUGAUUUGUCAACAGACUUCAGUCAAGUUCGCUUCCAUUGAAUAGCAGGCAGGAUCAAUAAAAUGUCUCUACUUAACAAAUUUUUCGGAAUAAAAAAAGAAGUACCUGUAGUUGCACCUCACACCCCAGUCAGUGUUACCAAUGAUACACCAGAAUCUGGUUUUGUUAUGGUGCCUAAUGCAGUAGAGUCCUAUCAACUUCAUUCUGGUCCUUUGCCAUAUGCUAUCAAUUCAAAUGCCUCCAGCAAUCAACAGGACAUUUCAUCUAACAAGCUAUAUGAUGAAAUCCCUUUCCAGUUCUCCCCAGCUUACAAUUCGAUGUGGUUAAAUGGUUCCACUGUCAAGCAUAAACCUAAAAUGCUUAAAGAAAUUGACUGGGACUCUCUGUGUUAUGAUUUUACACUAGAGAAAUCUAUUUUACAGUCAUGAAAUAUACUUGAAUAAACUAAAGUGUGAAAUGAUGACUCAACACAGUUGUAAGAUUAAAUCAACACUUGUAAUGUCUACUGAUAGUCCAUCAUCAUCAUUUUAAAAUGUUAUCUAUUGCCUUGUCGUUUCAGAGCUGUUUCCUGUGAGCUGCAUAACAGACAGAAAUUAAUUUGCGUGUAAAUUUGUAAAAUAACUUGAUUGACUAGAAUUACACUGCUUGGGUAUCCGCA
This is a messenger RNA of Daphnia pulex (common water flea), 672 nucleotides long. RefSeq lists its product as uncharacterized. The coding region runs from base 77 to 442 and encodes 121 amino acids. The record is from RefSeq and is a predicted model, not a curated record. The transcript has 2 exons. Lineage: Eukaryota; Metazoa; Arthropoda; Branchiopoda; Diplostraca; Daphniidae.